AUGUCCUUCUCCAGCCAGCUCAGCUCCCGCUGCUCCGCGCCCUGCGCCGUGUCCUGCCCCCAGCCCUGCGCCGACACCUGGAACCAGCCCUGUGUCACCUCCUGCGGGGACUCCCGGGCCAUCAUCCACCCCCCGCCCGUGGUCAUCACCUUCCCGGGGCCCAUCCUCAGCUCCUGCCCCCAGGAGAGCAUCGUGGGCUCGGCGCUCCCGGCGGGGAUGGAGCGCCCCGGGGGCCUGCAGGGCUCCCUGGUCUAUGGAGGAUUCUUGUCCUCCUCCAGGGGCGCCUGGAGCCGGGGCUCCGGGGGCUGCGGGCCCUGCUGA
Molecule: messenger RNA, 321 nt
Organism: Camarhynchus parvulus
Lineage: Eukaryota; Metazoa; Chordata; Aves; Passeriformes; Thraupidae
Product: claw keratin-like
Exons: 1
Coding region: 1-321 (106 amino acids)
Cellular component (GO): intermediate filament
Molecular function (GO): structural constituent of cytoskeleton
Source: RefSeq, a predicted model, not a curated record